Nicotiana tabacum (common tobacco) is the source of this 468-nucleotide messenger RNA. NCBI's taxonomy places the organism in Eukaryota, Viridiplantae, Streptophyta, Magnoliopsida, Solanales, Solanaceae. The record is from RefSeq and is a predicted model, not a curated record.
AUGCUUGGUUGCAAACCUUAUGCUACACAAAUUGCUUCCGGUUCUAAACUUUCAGCUUUGGAUGGUACACCUCCCUCUGAUACUCAGGCCUAUCAAAGUAUUGUUGGUGCUCUCCAAUAUAUCACUCUCACUCGACCGGACCUCCGCUAUGCUGUUAUGCAUCUCUGUCAGUUUAUGACCAAUCCCAUCAUUGUUCAUGAUCAGUGUCUUAAACGCAUUUUAAGGUAUUUGAAAGGCACUCUCCAUUAUAUUAUGGUCUUAGAUUUCCUCAUCGCCCUAUCUCAACACAUUUUUUUGUUACUCUUAUGCGGGGCUGGUUGUCCAAUAAUUCGUCGCUCAACCACUGGAUUCUGCAUUUACUUUGGUGACAAUCUAAUUUCUUGGGGCUCUAAAAAGAAACCAACAGUUGUCCGCGCUAGUGCAGAAGCUGAAUACAAAGCGUUAGCUAUCACUGCUUCUGAAAUUUGA